UUAUUUGGUGUUUGCUUUAGCAGCUUAACAAACAAGUGUAACAGCAUCUGUUACAUUAUUUGCGAUGCGGGCAGCAUUAACCUGUGUCGAAUGAUGGGUGUCGAACGCCGUGUCGGGAUGUGAAGUAAAAGAAGCAUUCGUGUUGGUUUUUGUGUUGGCAUUGCGCUGGAAACCAUUGGUGCAUGCUCAUCAAGCCGGCGCCAGCUUACUGAAUAUCUCUGGCGCAUCCACUCCAUCUGCUGCUGCCGCCUAUGUACGGCGUAAAUCAAUCCGCAAUUAAUUUUUCAUCAUGAUUCAAGGCUACGGCUCGGUCACUCAAGCCCUACUGGGGACGCUUUUAACAUGGGGGUUAACGGCCCUUGGAUCCGGGCUGGUGGUAUUGCUGAGAGGUAAUCAACGGAAAUCGUUGGAUAUAUCUCUUGGCUUCGCAGCCGGCGUCAUGAUUGCAGCCUCGUUUUGGUCCUUACUUGCACCAGCGAUUGAACUGGCCGAAAAUUCGCACAUGUAUGGCAGCAAAGGCGAGUUUGCUUUUAUACCCGUUGCGGUAGGAUUUCUGUUUGGCGCUAUUUUUGUAUACGGUACCGACAAAGUCAUCUCUUACUUGGGCAUUAACAGCCCAACGAUGAUGAUUGCUCUUACCAAUGCCAACAAAGACAAGGCAGAUAUUGCUAUGGAUGAUCAAGUCUCUGCUGAGCAUGGCAAAAGCUCAUACGCUGGAAUGGCACCAAAUCCUGCAGAUCAUUCGUUAGCAAUCGGAAUGGACAGCUUUGCAGACUGCCUUAAUGCACAGCACGGUAGCGUGUCUCGGAAGCGAAGGAAGGGUAGCGCUACGACAUCGGUCAAGGAACAGGCUGUGUAUACAAACAACAGCCAAAGUCAGUUGGACGCACAGUUGUCGCAGUGGAAACGAAUUAUGCUGUUGGUGGUAGCGAUUACAGUGCACAACAUACCGGAAGGUUUAGCCGUAGGCGUUAGUUUUGGUGCAAUUGGAACGACCGAGUCGGCCACAUUUGAAGCAGCUCGCAAUCUGGCGAUUGGCAUUGGUAUACAGAAUUUCCCAGAGGGCUUGGCAGUGAGUUUACCGCUACAUGCUGCUGGGUUUAGUUUGGGGAAAAGCUUUUGGUACGGGCAGCUUUCGGGCAUGGUGGAACCUAUAUUUGGAGUGCUCGGGGCAGUUGCUGUCAGUGUCGCCACCAUCAUACUGCCAUAUGCCUUAUCGUUUGCCGCUGGCGCCAUGAUUUACAUAGUAGCCGACGAUAUUCUUCCGGAAGCACAUGCCAGUGACAAUGGACUAAUAGCAACGUGGGGUACGAUCGCAGGCUUCGUAGUAAUGAUGUGUCUAGAUGUGGGGCUUGGAUAAGACGGAUCUGAUGGAGAUGUAGUCUGAGUUUUAUGGGAAUGACUGCGUUCUGGAUGACGGAACGCUGCAUCUGGAUUGAACGAGCCAGUGUCUGCUAAAUGGUACUUGAUUAUAAGUAUUAUAAUGAAUUGUGAAUUAUAUUUUUUGUUACAAUCACUUACUUGAUUAUGGAUCAGUGUAUAGAUUUUAAUUUAAUUUUUUAUCGGCACACUACAAAUCAGAAACAUAGUGCUUAAAUAAACAUCUAAUUAAUGCUGAUAGUAUCGGUAUAAUUUUAA
Molecule: messenger RNA, 1638 nt
Organism: Anopheles coluzzii
Lineage: Eukaryota; Metazoa; Arthropoda; Insecta; Diptera; Culicidae
Gene: Zip48C
Product: zinc transporter ZIP11
Exons: 5
Coding region: 290-1360 (356 amino acids)
Biological process (GO): zinc ion transmembrane transport
Cellular component (GO): membrane
Molecular function (GO): zinc ion transmembrane transporter activity
Source: RefSeq, a predicted model, not a curated record